This is a messenger RNA of Hemiscyllium ocellatum (epaulette shark), 3728 nucleotides long. Its product is annotated as procollagen galactosyltransferase 2-like. Bases 362 to 2206 code for a protein of 614 amino acids. Lineage: Eukaryota; Metazoa; Chordata; Chondrichthyes; Orectolobiformes; Hemiscylliidae. Gene Ontology annotation, molecular function: procollagen galactosyltransferase activity. The record is from RefSeq and is a predicted model, not a curated record. The transcript has 12 exons.
ACAAGUUUAAAGAGUUGCAAAAAAUCGGCGCCUAAAAUCUGACCGGCACUUGAAGGGAGUGAAUAAACAAAGUCGCGUAGGUGUUAGAUUUGUUGUGAUAAAAGCAAAAUAUUGCUCAGUCGUUCUGCUUCGGUAAUCCCCCUUUAAUUGUGAGUGAGUUUUGCAGGUAUUUAAGUACAGGCAACAGAUUAGUGCCGUGUUGGUCUGCCGGUGGCAGGUUUGACUAUUGGAUGCCUUUAGAGUGUAUGCAGAUCACAGGGUGAUAAAAGUCAGAGGAGAGAGAGAGGGGAGGGAGCCAGCGGUAGCUCAGCGCUAGUCAAGACAGGAUAGGAAGCCUCGCUUUAAGAGCACCUACUACAACAUGGCUGCGUGCACACAUCUCCCCAUGUCUCUCCUCUGCCUGCUGGUCUUAGCGGGCGCGAUUGCAGGCGAUGGGGCUCAUUUUCCAGAGGAGAUCGAGCGGGAGGAGUCGGCCUUGCAGAGGCCGAAGGUCUUGCUGGCCAUCAUUGCCCGGAACGCGGCGCACACACUGCCCCACUACUUGGGCUGCAUCGAGAGACUGGACUACCCAAAGGACAGAAUCGCUCUCUGGGUUGCCACAGACCAUAACAUUGACAACACGACAGCAAUCCUGCGGGAAUGGCUGAAGAAUGUUCAGAAGGCCUAUCACUAUGUGGAGUGGAGACCACUGGAUAGUCCCAAGUACUAUUCUGAUGAAAUAGGGCCAAAACACUGGAGCAAUUCCAGGUUCUCACAUGUGAUGAAACUCAGGCAAACGGCACUGAAAACUGCGAGGGAGAAGUGGGCUGACUACAUCUUGUUUGUAGAUACAGACAACUUGCUAACCAAUGAGCAGACACUGAAUCUGAUGAUAGCUGAAAACUUGACUGUGGUUGCUCCCAUGCUGGACUCUAACACAUUGUACUCAAACUUUUGGUGCGGGAUGACACCCCAGGGAUACUACAGGCGGACUCCUGAUUAUGUUCCAAUCCGAGAAUGGAAGCAUAAGGGUUGUUAUCCUGUUCCUAUGGUGCAUUCCACCUUCCUCAUUGACCUGCGUAGGGAAGCUACGAAAAAGCUGGCAUUCUACCCUCCACACCCCGACUACACCUGGGCAUUCGAUGACAUCAUUGUCUUUGCAUUUUCCUGCAAAGUAGCUGAGAUCCAGAUGUACAUUUGCAACAGAAAUCGUUAUGGCUACCUCCCAGUGCCCCUAAAGGCCCAGCAGUCCUUACAAGAGGAUAUUGAAACCUUUGUUCAUGUUCUCAUUGAAAGAAUGAUUAACCAUCCUCCCAUAGAGCCUUCCAGUAAUGUUUCCACACCUGUAAAACACCUGGACAAGAUGGGAUUUGACGAGAUCUUCAUGAUAAAUCUCAAGCGCAGAACGGACAGAAGACAACGAAUGCUGCGUACACUUUAUGAACAGGACAUUGAAGUCAAAGUGGUGGAUGCUGUGGAUGGGAAAGCCCUCAACACAAGCCAUCUGAAAGCUCUUAACAUUGAAAUGUUACCAGGGUAUCAUGACCCUUACUCAGGCAGAAUACUGACACGGGGAGAGAUAGGCUGCUUCCUGAGCCAUUAUUAUAUCUGGAAAGAGGUCAUUGACCGAGGGUUGCAGAACGUUCUUGUCCUGGAGGAUGACAAUAGGUUUCAGCCACAUUUUCGAAGAAGGAUGACAAAGCUAAUGGAAGAUAUUGAGGAUAACCAGCUGGACUGGGACCUGAUCUAUGUUGGUCGAAAGCGGAUGCAAGUGGACCAUCCAGAAAAGUCGGUGCCUGGCAUUAGGAACCUUGUAGAAGCAGAUUAUUCCUACUGGACACUGGCCUACGUUUUAUCUCAGCAGGGGGCCAAGAAGCUGGUGGCAGCUGAACCUUUUGGGAAGAUGUUGCCGGUGGAUGAAUUUCUACCCAUCAUGUACAAUAAACAUCCGAUGGAAGAUUAUAUGAAGUUCUAUGAACCUCGGGAUUUAAAAGCCUUUUCAGUGGAGCCAUUGCUGAUUUACCCAACGCAUUACACUGGGGAACCAGGCUAUGUUAGUGAUACCGAAACCUCCAUAAUCUGGGACAAUGAUGAAAUACAAACGGACUGGAACCGCAACUUAUCCAGAAAAACUAGGGAACAGGGAGAGAUUGGGGCCGAAGCUCAGAAUACAGAGGCACUGCAACCCCAAACGCCCAUUGACACAGCUUCUCGAGAUGAAUUAUGAUGUGGUUCUGCACUAUUCGGCUCUGAUCUGUGAUCAGGGCCAAUGUUUCUCUGUCAAACCUAUGUGGUUUGGGGAAAAAAAUAUCAUGUCUGCUGGAAGGCAAUUACAAAAUCUCUUGGAAUAAUGUGACAUAGAAUCAAGUGAAAGCUGUAGUAUCUCUUCAUUGGGCUUCUUGCAUCUUUUCAAAAGGUGACCACUGAUUUUAGCAAUCAGGUAUCAGUUACUAUUGGAUUAGUUGAAAUCUUCAAAGUGGUUCCUUUCUUUCCACUUCCUUAUGUCUUGUAUUGGCUUUCACCUGUUAUAUAUCGCUCCACUAUUUUAAGGAAGAGCCAAUGGGUGUGGGAUCUCCUUAGUGCUGUCCAGAGGAUAGCCCUUUUUCUGCUACUGUGCAACUUCAUGCAGAUAUCUGCCUCUCAAAAGAAUCUAUGGUCACAUACUGGUAUAGGAACUGAGCAGGGCUCAAAAUAGUAUGACUAACUCUUCAACUGCUGCAAACCAAUGAGGGCUAGAUUUUCAAAAUUGCUGUUAUCACAAGGGUGCUUUUGGUGCCACAUUCAAUAUUCAGAAUAACACUUAGUAUUUCUGCUAGUCCAGAAUUUCUCUAAGUGGUACUAGUUUUACCAGCUUUGUUACUUUAAAUAAUUGUGUGUUGUGUGUCUGUGCAUGUGGUUGUUUCUAUUUAUUUCUGUUCCUCAGUGGCUUGCAAUUCUUGCUGUAUUGAAUCAGAAGCAAAAUGAUGCCAUUCUUCUCUCUCCAGAAGGACAUUAUUGUUGGUUUUCCUCCAAGAUCAGUGCAAAACUCUACAGUUAAUUUUAGGCCCUUUACUUCAUGGUUGAGUUUUGCCGCUAUGAGCUGGUACAACAUGGAAGUUUGAGUAUUGAUGAAAAAAAACAUUUAUGUGAAGUCUUUACGCAUCAGGACACUCUCAAAAGUACCAACUUAAAGGGAGAAAACAUUCAAACUGUAUGGGCAAUGAGUGCUGAUUGGUACAGGAUUAGAAAAUGGACCCAAACUGCCUAGCCUUGUGGCUUGUUUUGAUUCCUCAACAUCGGAGAUUGCCAUUCCCUGAUUCAUUUAGCAGGACAAUGCCUUGACUCAUCAGUCAAGCUGCCAAUUUAGAAUUUAGCAAAGUUUAGCUGUCAACUGUCCAUCAUCAUCUAACCAGUCCAUUUUCCAUCAAGCAUAGUGCACUUUCCAACCCAUCAAAACUCUUUUCUUGUGCAGUGUAAAGUGUUGUUUCCCUUUAUGUCGAUAUUCUUGCAGCUAUCCUGAUGAAUGUAAAACUUGAAAAAUACAUGUCCUAUUUUACAGCAAUACCCAAGUUGUGUAUUUGAAUAUGGGAACUCUUUGCUAAUGGAGGUAUCCAACAUACAGCUGAUAUGAUUAAAAUGGAAUCUAGUUUUCGGACUUGAGAUGAUUUAACCCCCCGAUGAGCCCAUUCUGUUCUUGCAAAUCGUCUUUGAAUGUUGUAUCAGUCUGGCUGUUGGAAGAUAAUUUUGGAAAAUUGAUCAUUUCUGUUAAC